Vigna angularis (adzuki bean) is the source of this 2068-nucleotide messenger RNA. RefSeq names its product protein S-acyltransferase 8. NCBI's taxonomy places the organism in Eukaryota, Viridiplantae, Streptophyta, Magnoliopsida, Fabales, Fabaceae. Gene Ontology annotation, molecular function: protein-cysteine S-palmitoyltransferase activity. Gene Ontology annotation, cellular component: endoplasmic reticulum; Golgi apparatus. Bases 491 to 1729 code for a protein of 412 amino acids. The transcript has 6 exons. Gene Ontology annotation, biological process: peptidyl-L-cysteine S-palmitoylation; protein targeting to membrane. The record is from RefSeq and is a predicted model, not a curated record.
CACUCCAAAUUUUCUUUUCAUUUCCCCCAAAACAUUCCUCAGUGCAAAUCCAAAAUUCCAAACUCGGAAACCGCCAUCUCUGGAAACCCAAUCACUCCCUUUUCUCUCUCUUCUUUUUCUUUUCAGUGAAGCUUUUCCAUCGCAUUCCAGACCGAGCCCACAAAUUUUGACCCUCUCUCCGAUUCUGUGGAGCGUGAAUGGGAGUAAGAUGAACACUUCCCACUCCCACCUCUCCAACUCUUUCCUCACCUAGUGUGCCAGCCAAGAAGGAUCCUUCAUGGCUGCAAAGCGCGUGUACCAAGUUUGGAAAGGAAGUAAUUUGUAGGAUAGGAUUGUGCCUGUGAUGGUGCUUGGUUAAUGGCUGGUUCAAGGGAUCGAUCAUUUGUUUACUAAAGUGUUGGAACACAUUGCAUUUUUGGGCCAGUUUGCCUCGUUGGGAUCUUUAUGUUUUUGAUAGGACAGGAGGAUUCAUUAUUCUCCUGUCUAAUGUAUGAAAUUCAUAUGCGGAGGGAGGUUGGUAUUUGGGCCAGACGCUAGGUCCCUGUUUGUCACCUUGUUGCUGAUUAUUGUUCCACUUAUAAUCUUUUGUGUAUGUGUAGCAAGGCAUCUCAGGCAUGAAUUUUCUCCAUAUAAUUCUGGAUAUGCUAUUUUAGCAGUGGCUAUUCUUUUUACUAUUCAUGUUCUGGCGGUUCUCUUUCUUACUUCCUCUGGUGAUCCGGGCAUUGUUCCAAGGAAUUCUCAUCCACCGGAAGAAGAGUUUCGUUAUGAUUCUUCUGUCUCUGCUGAUGUUGGGGGAGCUGGACGGCAAACACCAACUCUCCAGUUCUCUCGAACCAAAGAAGUUGUAGUCAACGGCAUUGCUGUAAGGGUGAAAUAUUGUGAGACUUGUAUGCUGUAUCGUCCUCCUCGUUGCUCACACUGCUCCAUUUGCAAUAACUGUGUUGAGCGUUUUGAUCACCAUUGCCCCUGGGUGGGCCAGUGCAUUGGUCUGAGGAACUAUCGUUACUUCUUUAUGUUUGUUUCUUCAGCAACUAUUCUGUGCAUCUAUGUGUUUUCCCUCUCAGCUCUUUACAUCAAGGUUCUGAUGGAUAAUUAUGACGGCACAGUUUGGAAGGCAAUGAAAGAAUCCCCUGCAUCUGUGAUACUAAUGGCUUAUUGUUUCAUCUCUCUGUGGUUUGUUGGUGGAUUAACUGGUUUUCAUUUAUAUCUCAUAGGCACAAAUCAGACUACCUAUGAAAACUUCCGGUACAGAGCUGACAGCAGGAUCAAUGUUUUUAACCGGGGUUGUUUGAAUAAUUUUCUGGAAAUGUUUUGCACUAAAGUAAAGCCCUCAAGGAACAAUUUCAGGGCAUUUGCCAGAGAGGAGGUACCAAGGCCAUUGGCUCCUAUCAUUGCACGGCCUCGUGACCCAGAUGACGGCUUGGGUGGAGAUCGGCGCCCAAAGGUUGAAGAUGAUCUUGACAUUGGUGAAGACCUAUUGAAGAUAUCACAGCGCAGGAACAUUGAAGAACUUGACGAGGAGAUUCGAGACAGAGGGAGCAAUGGAGCACCCCACCAUACAUCUGAACCUGACUCAAUUUUGUCCUCAGAUCAUCGAGCUCCCACCAUUCGAUCAGAUGCUAGGCACUCAAGUUGGGACAGGAGUGGAAACUGGGAAAUUGCCCAAGAGGUUCUUGCCAAUUCAAAUGUCACAGAAAGCAGAAACUAUUCAAAGGAAAUGCGCCAGUGAGGAGUUGUGGUUUGUCUCUUGCAAUAUUUUUAAUGGCAUCAAUCAACCAUAUAUGAUGUGGGGUUCCUUGGAUACUAAAGAUGGAAAAGAAAGAUUGGAACUUGGUAUAAAAACUUAGCCUACCUUUUUUUGUGGUAACCCUAGUUCAUUGGGAAAGCAUAUAAAUGCGUGCAUGUAAUUUGUUUGAGACCCACUGUCCUUUUUUUAUCCCUUUUUUCCUUAUUUUUAACAGUCCAAUAUAUGGAUCUCAUCUUUCCCUGGUUUUAUUCUUUGUGUAAAUAACCAGUUAUGAUACUGAAAAAGCUUCUCUACAUAUACUGCAUUUUAGGUACGGUAAAA